AUGGCUGACCGCUUCGUCGGUUGUCAUAGUCGUUUGUUUCUAUUACUAUUAUUACUUACCAAUCUUUGUGUUGCUGUACAAGAGCAACAACAGCAGUCCACCUUUGAAGGGAAUACCAUAUUAAAGGGUGAUGGAGGACAGGCGUAUGAUUGGGAUUUGGUUAUAGUAAUACCAAGCCAUAUUACGGAGUUCUCGAGGAGGUGUGCUGUUAGAGAUGGAUGGGCUCGGCAAUUGAGAGGACAUGAGCAGAAUAACCGUGCUGGUCUACGAAGCAUUAAAUUACUAUUUACCGUUGGUGCACAUUAUCCAGAUAACUCCACUAGGGAUACAGCUAUGGCCGAGAUGAAGCAAUUCGGCGACAUCAUACAACUCCCCGAGUGGUUCGAGGACCGUUACGAUGCCCUCGGAACUAAAGUUAGACUGUCCUUCCAAAGGGCUGUGGAUCUCUUCGGCAGGUUCCGUUUGCUCCUGAAGGCCGAUACGGAUAGCUACGUCCAUGUGGAUAGACUCUUAGACUUCUUGGAUCAGCAUGACAUGUGGAAUAAGGAGAGGGUCUAUGCAGGGUCCUUUCGACAUGCACCAGUCAUGUGGGAACCUCAGAAUAAGGAUCAUAAAUGGUUCGAUGGUGAGUUCACCAAGAUGACGGGCCUUACUCAGUAUCCAUGGAAUGCCCAAGGAGGUGGUUAUGUUAUAUCAUAUGACCUCGCUAAAUACCUAGCCCAUCCGCCCUUGCAGCUAAAGUCAUGGACCCAUGAAGAUGUCGGAGUUGGAGCAUGGCUUAUGGCGUUGGACCAUGAACGAAUCGACAUGCCUGUCAACUUCGCCGAGCCGGAGUGCGGCUGUGGAGCUGAGUGUUGGUCUGGGUCCAGCAUAACGGAGCCCGUGAUCGACCAUUACGUACCAGAAUAUCUUCAACGUUGGCGAGAACGACGAUACGAAUUAUUCGGUGAUUCUUGUUGGACUCCUGAGAAGAAUGAUGCUGUGCUGCCGUCAGACGUGUUGCUGGGUGAUAGACGAGCUUAUCCUCCCACUGUGAUGGGGGUACUCAACCAUCGGUACCAUUUCAGCCCGUUGAUGGCGUUCGGGGAGGAGGCUCUCCUGGAUGACCACUCGGAUACUCGAUCGGGUGUGUGCGCUAUUGACUUUGCCUGGGGGCCUCCCACCGCCGAUGAUAACGUUACGGCGAGUCACUUCCUCAGUAGAGGUAGCGUCCCUUUUAUGGGACGAGAUGAGUCCGAUAUGAUGGUAUGUCGUGGUAGCGAUGGAUGUCUUUAUGACCAACUAGAGUGUGCUCCUCAUCGAACUGUUAGUGAUGAUGAUGAGGAAUGGAUUCGGGUGGAUGUGAACUCCUCCUCUACUACUCGCCACGUCCCUUGGUUGGUACGGACAGGACUUACACUGUCCCAAUGCAAAGAGUUGGGGAGAUACCCGCAGACUGGGAGGAGGAGCGUCGGCGUAACAGCAGCAGCAGUGAUAGGUUGGACUCCUGAUGGUGACGAAGGUGCUCGAGGAGUGUGUCGGGUGUAUAGUGGGGAGACAACGACGACACAAGAAGGACUUGCCGCCAGCAGAGACGAAGGGACGGAGAUCUUCUUCCGUCGUGAUGAGCGUCACCAACGACUACCUGUGGAGUCGUCUAUAGCAGCAGUCCAAAUUCGACGAAAUGCCGGUAGCAUAAUACCGAGCCAUAUUACGGAGUUCUCGAGGAGGUGUGCUGUUAGAGAUGGAUGGGCUCGGCAAUUGAGGGGACAUGAGCAGAAUAACCAUGUUGGUCUACGAAGCAUUAAAUUACUAUUCACUGUUGGUGCACAUUAUCCAGAUAACUCCACUAGGGAUACAGCUAUGGCCGAGAUGAAGCAAUUCGAUGAUAUCAUCACCCUACCGUCCGACUUUGUUGAUCGCUACGAUGCUCUCGGCACCAAGGUUCGCUUAUCGUUCAGAGAGGCGGUGGAUCGGUUAGGCCGGUUCCGUCUUGUACUGAAGGCGGAUACGGACAGCUACGUACAUGUUGAGAAGUUAUUGGAUUUCUUUGAUAAGGAGAAUAUGUGGAAUGGUGAUCCAGUGUAUGCAGGGUCCUUUCGGCAUGCACCAGUGAUGUGGGAACCUGAGGAUAAGGACCAUAAAUGGUUCGAUGGUGAGUUCACCAAGAUGACGGGCCUUACUCAGUAUCCAUGGAAUGCCCAAGGAGGUGGUUAUGUUAUAUCGUAUGACCUCGCUAAAUACUUAGCCCAUCCACCCUUACAGCUAAAGUCAUGGACACAUGAAGAUGUCGGAGUCGGAGCAUGGCUUAUGGCGUUGGAUUACCGCCGAAUCGACAUGCCUGUGGGGUUUGCAGCUCCCGAGUGUGGCUGUGCAUUAGACUGCGUUGACACCAUCAACGAUCUGGGUGGCCGUGAUUUAGUAAUUGACCAUUACGUCCCACCGUUCCUUCAUCGGGUACGCCAGAGAAGGAUGGAGUUGUUUGGCGACGAUUGUUGGGUUUCCUCUCUUUCGAAUACGAUAUCUCCUCUGGCAGAGAAAGUGAUCCCAGUCAACAACAUGUGUUAUUCUCCUAUGUGGUUGGGUGGGGAGGACCUUCAGAAUGAGUAUGCGUUAACGCCACUACAAUGGGCCCCGGAGUUCUCCAACCAUAUAUUACGAACCUAUGAUUUACUUCCCGACCAUAGCGACACACGUUCUGGCGUUUGCGGCAUUCAAUUCGACUGGAGGCCGUCUUCAUCAUUGGAGGAGAAUAGGUGCAUGGUGUGUCGGGGUAGUGAUGGAUACGACUAUGACGAAUUUGAAUGCGGCGACCCGAAGUCGGUCGUCCCCGCUGCCGUUGACAGUUUGAGUGAAGAAGUAGACUCUUCUAUGUUGCCGUCUAUUUUCUUCCUACCAAUGCGACAGUGGGUAGCCUUGGAAGGCACUACUGACUGUGUGAGCUCACCAGCUUUCAAGAGGGAACGUGUCACACUGGCUCAGUGUAAGUAUCUGGCUUGGUCGGGCCACUAUUCUAUAUUCAAGUGGCUUGAACACGAGCCGGAGCUAGCGGGCUCUUGUUAUGUAUAUAACCAACACGAUUGCCAUCGGGAGGUGGUUGGAGGGGACGCUAGGCUUUGGUUCCUGCCAACGGAGUUGGAGCCAUCCCCGACACCGAUUGAAAGUUCACGGAGGAGCGGUAUGAUUGGAAUCACACGGCUGAGGUCCCCGGAGGUGUUGUCGAUGCCGUGGUUGCUCUUCAUGGACCUAUUCCGUAUCUUUGUUAUGGGCAUUAUCGUCUUUAUUGUAGCAAAGAUAUUCUUCGCUGUGCGCAAUCGUGGAAGUGGUAGGAGUAGUAGUGCUCCUCGUGGAAGGAGUCGGACGGAAUCCUUCACCCAAGGUCGACCGGGGUCGAUAAGAUUUACCUUGAGAAAAUUUGUUUGCAAGCUGUUCCGAGAUUAUCAUCCAGUGAACUCGGGUUUCGCCGUCUAAUACUGUUUCUAUUUCCUCUUCUUUGUACAUUCCUAUUACUACUACUUCGUUCUUACCAUUUAUACCAACUUUCGGUG
Perkinsus marinus ATCC 50983 is the source of this 3527-nucleotide messenger RNA. Its product is annotated as beta-1,3-n-acetylglucosaminyltransferase, putative. The coding region runs from base 1 to 3450 and encodes 1149 amino acids. The record is from RefSeq and is a predicted model, not a curated record. Gene Ontology annotation, cellular component: membrane. The transcript is spliced from 23 exons. NCBI's taxonomy places the organism in Eukaryota, Perkinsozoa, Perkinsida, Perkinsidae. Gene Ontology annotation, molecular function: hexosyltransferase activity.